AUGUCCUCCAUCGCCCGACCCCCAGAUCCCUGCCUGGUAGCCAUCAUUCUCAUCGUGCGCUCGCGCGCUGGCCCCCGCUUCGUCUUCCACUACCCUCCCAACCCGCUCAGCGAGAACGGCUUCCGACCGGCGGCGACCACCACCAGCAAGGGAACGUCCUCGGCGACAUCCUCGCGUCGCGCAUCGCGCACCAAAUCCUACAGAAAAGAUAGGGACAAUGAUUCCAGUUCCAGUGACGAGAGCGGGUCGAGCUCCGACGAGGAUGAAGAGGAGACGUUGAUACCCCAGCAGUUACUCAAUCAGUCGACCUCGUCAUUGCCGUAUGUGGUUGGCGGUGGCGGUGGUAGUAGUGGGGUGAAUAGCCGUCGGCCGAGUAGUUUCGGGCUGGGCGAUGAUUCUACAGCUACAGCUGCUGCAGGAGGGACAGGGGGAGGACGGGCUGGGAUUGCUGGGUCGCCGGGCGCCGAGUCGCAGCGGGCUGGAUCGAUUGGCUCCGGGAGAGGCUUGUUGCGCAGUGGGACGGGGAGUAUCAAGCAACGAGGGGCGAAUUCGGAUGCGGAGGAUGAGGUGUCGAUUGGGGAGAAGGGGGAGGAUGAGGGAUUAGGUGGCAAUGGGGCACGGCCUCCCUGGGAGACGCUGCUGGGACUCCCUGCUGAUGUUUGGGAGAAAUUGCUGAGUCCCUCACGGUCGUGGCACAAGCGGCGCUUCGAGGUCGGCAUCAAUGACCUUGCAUUUGUCGGCUGGCCGGUGUUCGUUCGGGAAGAUGGUAUGUGGAGGAAAGAGAGGCGCAAGAAGAGGAAGCCUCGUGCCACUUGGGAGGGGGGGGAGCUCGGCCAUAAUGAAAAGCCCGAUGAUGACGAUGAUGACACUCGAGAGGAGGCGGCCGUAGAUCUGAUGGUGGCUUCUACGGAGACGUUGAGUCCGAAGCAGAUGACCCCGUCUGAGUCUCAACGCGCGUCGAUAACCAGCAUCCACUCGUCGAUAAGGGCGGCAAGUGAGUCGCUAGAUGGCGACGAUAAGGACUCAAUGACUAUGUUCAAUGUGGUCUUUGUGCUGGAUCCGCCUCUUUUGGAGUAUUCCAUGCGUCUCCGAGAGAUUUACGAUAAUAUCAUCAAGAAGUUCUCCAAGGCGCUCAAGUGGGAGCAAGCGCGGACGGACUACGUAUGGAGAGAAGCCCGACACAUCUCGCACAUCAAGGAGAAAGCUAAGGAAAAAGGAACGUCCGUCAACAACCUUUACUCGGAACUGGUCCACCAGUCGUCCCUGGCGAGGGCCAUCUAUACCGUGUACACCAGCAUCUCCGCAUCAAAGAUUGCAUCUGUGACCCUGAACGCGGAUGUUUCCAUCUCAUUACAGAUCCCCCCUUUGACAUCGACGCCCUUCCUAGCAGGACCGACUGACAAGGCAUACCCAGGCCUCUGGCUCACAACUGCAGACAGCGUCACGCCGGUCGAUGAUCCUACUGCAGAAGAAAACACCGCACCCCAUCAAGUCUUAGCCAAGCACUUCGCUCUUUUGCUGCUGGACAACGAAGCGACCAUCCUCAAAGAUGUCGAGGCUUCGGGAGGAGCACUAGCCCCUGCGCUUGCUCAUUAUAUCCGUUGUUCGAAGCCUACCAAGUCCUUCGCCCAGAUAGCCGUGACCUCCGGCAUACCACUGUCUACCAUUCAGAUGCUUGCGAGCCAUUUGGUGUACUGGCGGAGAGCGCGUGCAAUCCCUCCACUUCAUCAGCGAGACACCUACGUGGUUUCACCAAACUGUGACUUGAGCAAGUUGGAAGUUGCGACAGCUGCCUACCAAGCAGCUUUUCCAACUCUUCCUAGUCUUCCUAAGAUGCUAUCGGCCAUGAGCGGAACUCCCAGACCGUACGGAAGCUUCAUUCCCAGUAAAGACCACAAAGUCACGUACUUUGCGAUUUUAGCGUGGUUACUGCGAGGCGGUUGGGUUACCCAGCUGCGCGCCUUCGCAAGGGUCAAGGUGUCUCCUGAGGUUAAGUUGGCUGUUGAAGCGGCGGUUCGACGCGAAGAGGUGGACAAAUAUUUGAGCAAGAGUGUCUCCAAUGCUGAUACAGAGGACAUAGACGACGCCAGUUCAUCCUCGUCCUCAUCUCUCGAUAGCCAAGAAGACAGUGGGGAAGAGACUCCCAUACCUGGCCGCCACAGAGCAGGCAAGAAGCUCGACCUAUCUUUUUCGUUGCUGGAUCAGGAUACAUCCCUGAGGACGUCGUCUCUGAUUCUGUUCCCUCACCGAGCCUCGCCACUCGAAUCCAGAUGGUUAGACGAGAUCAUGUCGCGAUUCCCUGAGCGCAACGGGCCUGGUACUUGUGGUCCAAACGGCACGAAUUCUGACGGCCUAGAUGCCGAUUCGGAUCUCGUGGAGUUGCGCACAUCCUUGAAGAAGUACUGGCCCCGUUUCAUCAAGUACUUCAACGGGUAUGACGCGCUGGAGAAGAUCCCGGUCCGCGAGAACCUGAAGCGCAAAUUAGUCUGGCAACUACUUAUGCGUCUCGGCCUGGUGACCGGACAGCAGUCGUCUAUCGAGCUGGAUCCGAGAGAACAGGUCUUGGUCAGCGUGCGUCAUUGGUGA
Aspergillus saccharolyticus JOP 1030-1 is the source of this 2586-nucleotide messenger RNA. Its product is annotated as nitrogen permease regulator 3 family protein. The record is from RefSeq and is a predicted model, not a curated record. The transcript is spliced from 3 exons. The coding region runs from base 1 to 2586 and encodes 861 amino acids. Gene Ontology annotation, cellular component: GATOR1 complex. Gene Ontology annotation, biological process: TORC1 signaling; negative regulation of TORC1 signaling; positive regulation of autophagy. Lineage: Eukaryota; Fungi; Ascomycota; Eurotiomycetes; Eurotiales; Aspergillaceae.